AGUGGCGGGUACGAGCAUUGCGCGCCCUCGAUGUAUCAUGCUCUCGUAGCCAGUUCACCUAUUCACAUGUAAAUGAGCCGUCGUAUAUACCCAGCACAUGCCCCCUUGGAGCAGCACUAACGAGCCCAGCCACUCUGCAAGCUUUGUUGGCCGCUGGGAUCGCCCGGCCAUCUGUCCCCCAUUGACGAGCUGUAACGGCUCUUUGGAUUUACACACCGACCUCCUCGUCCGGUGGGCUUCUGGCAGCGCUUGGGUUAAACUCCAACAACAUGGCCCCCAUUCGCAACAACACAAACGGAAUGGACAGAGGUGAUAACUGCAGUGGGGUCAAGUCUGACAGAAAGAUGAGGAAACCUCUGGUCGAGAAGAAAAGACGAGCCCGCAUCAAUGAAAGUUUACAAGAACUCAGAGUUCUCGUCGCGGACGCGGAUUUACAAUCAAAGAUGGAGAAUGCUGAGGUCCUGGAGAUGACAGUGAAACGAGUGGAGAGCAUCCUGAAAAACCGGGCUCAAGAAGUGGAUGCUGUGAACCGAGAGGCGUGUGAGCGGUUUGCUGCAGGCUACAUACAGUGUAUGCACGACGUGCACACUUUCGUGUCCAACUGCCCAGGUAUCGACCCAACAGAGGCCGCGGAGCUGUUGAACCACCUCCUGGAGAGCAUGCCCCUGAACGACGAGGACCGUCUCCGGGUGAUGCUGCCAGACACCGUGGCGGACUACCCCGGCAGCAACAGCACUUGGUCCCCGUCUGACCGCAUGUACACGUCCCUGGUGUCCCCAGCCCCUUCCACCACCUCCACCGAUGACCUCUGCUCUGACCUGGAUGAGACAGACUCAGAGCAGAGUCACGUCUCUUCUUCAGAGGAGACUGACGGCCAGGAUAUGUUGAGCUCGCCAUCUUUAACUUACUCCAAGUCAGUGUGGAGACCCUGGUAGACCAUUUAAAAAAGGAGUAGCAUGUUUAAAAGUAAAGUAGACAAUUUGUGGUAGGAUGUUGUGUGGGAUAGGCCUCAGUACAUGACAAAAACACUGCUGCGAUGAAACUUGUUAAAAGGCAUCUGAGAAGCUCUUUGUAAGAUUAUUCUGGAACUACAAUUAAACUAAAAUGUAUUUAAUAAAUAAAGUAUGUAAUUAAAUCUGUUUUGCAGAGUCAGUAGGGUCUUCAUUUGGAAGUGUAUUGGCCUUGUAUAGGCCUGCCUUCAGUGAAGGGGGUAAAUGCAUAUGUAAAUAUUUACUUGUUGAAUAUGACUGGGCUGUAUAGACGAUAGGUGUCUCACCAGAGAUGCAUUGUUAGCUAUGUGUAAAUUAUUCCUUGUUUAGGCUGUCUUUAACUUUGUAUUUAUACAUGUAAAAUGGCUGUUAGUGAGCUACCUCACCUGAUCUGCCUAAGUUUCAACUUCUCAAUAAAUAUCUUUUUUUGACAAAUUGU
Messenger RNA from Lates calcarifer (barramundi perch), 1428 nucleotides. Its product is annotated as transcription cofactor HES-6. Gene Ontology annotation, molecular function: protein dimerization activity; DNA-binding transcription factor activity, RNA polymerase II-specific; RNA polymerase II cis-regulatory region sequence-specific DNA binding. Gene Ontology annotation, cellular component: nucleus. Bases 270 to 935 code for a protein of 221 amino acids. The transcript is spliced from 4 exons. NCBI's taxonomy places the organism in Eukaryota, Metazoa, Chordata, Actinopteri, Centropomidae. Gene Ontology annotation, biological process: regulation of neurogenesis; anterior/posterior pattern specification; regulation of transcription by RNA polymerase II. The record is from RefSeq and is a predicted model, not a curated record.